UCUCGCCCACACCCGGGGGAAUGCCGUCCUCCGGGACUCGGCUUCCGUCUUCUCCCUGCACCGUGUCUCUGAUGAACUCCAUCCACCUCCUUCCCAGACACUUCCCACUCGCGGGAUCCUCAGACUUCCGUAGUCCUCAGCCACUGUGGGACCUGCCUGUGCCUGCUCUGGGACAUCCUGGGGGUUCUGACUCCUGUCACUGCGACCUACAUACUGGGAGACACGGCUCUGGAGGAUAAGACAGCUUAUUCCUCAAGAUCAAAAAAGGAGACGGCGUGACGCCUACGAGGGAUUCCCAAAAGAAAGGCUCCCAUCCUGGAGCCCGUGGGGCCUGCUUCCGGGGGAGGCUCCCACCCACGUGCAGGAGACAGGGUGUCGUCCGACUCUGCCAGAAGAGGCUGCGAGCCGCAAGUCCAGCCAGCAGUGACUUGCCAUGAACCCGGGGAUGCACUGAGUGGUCCUGCUUCUGAAGUGAGGAACGCAAGCUAACUGUACAAGAGGACGACCCAAGGGCUUAAAACUGCAAAGGUUUGCACCUUGGGAGCCCCUUGGAAUGCUGGCAACUCAGGAUCUAUCGGGAAAUUCUGUGUUAAUGAGUUACAGGAUUCAUGCGGAAGUACACGUCACUUUAUGAGCGGAAAUAAGACUGAGUAAGAAACACUAUGCAGGAAGAAACCUUCCAUAGAAAGACAGGCAGGGAGAAGCUGAGGCUGUCCUUGAACUUGCCUAACAGAGCGAGCCUGAGAUAGACUGCUGAGAUGGCCAGGUAAGAGACGUCAUGACAGAGCAGUCCUUCCCUGUAGUCGCUGUAAGAAGUGUUCCCCUCUGAAUCACGAUACCAAAUAGGAAACAUGAUCUAUAAGUGCCCCAUGUGUAGGGAGUUCUUCUCCGAGAGAGCAGAUCUCUUUAUGCACCAGAAAGUCCAUACGGCAGAGAAGCCCCACAAAUGCGACAAGUGCGAUAAGGGCUUCUUCCACAUCUCGGAGCUUCACAUCCACUGGCGAGACCACACGGGAGAGAAGGUCUACAAAUGUGACGAUUGCGGGAAGGAUUUUAGCACUACGACGAAACUGAACAGACACAAGAAAAUCCACACGGUGGAGAAGCCCUACAAGUGCUACGAGUGCGGCAAAGCCUUCAACUGGAGCUCCCAUCUUCAGAUCCACAUGAGAGUUCACACGGGUGAGAAGCCCUACGUCUGCAGUGAGUGUGGGAGGGGCUUCAGUAACAGCUCGAACCUCUGCAUGCACCAGAGAGUCCACACCGGAGAGAAGCCCUUUAAAUGUGAAGAGUGUGGGAAGGCCUUCAGGCACACGUCCAGCCUCUGCAUGCACCAGAGAGUCCACACCGGAGAGAAGCCCUAUAAAUGUUACGAGUGUGGGAAGGCGUUCAGCCAGAGCUCGAGUCUCUGCAUCCACCAGAGGGUGCACACGGGGGAGAAGCCCUAUAGGUGUUGUGGAUGUGGGAAGGCCUUCAGCCAGAGCUCCAGCCUCUGCAUCCACCAGAGGGUGCACACCGGGGAGAAGCCUUUUAAAUGUGACGAGUGCGGGAAGGCCUUCAGCCAGAGUACGAGCCUCUGCAUCCACCAGAGGGUGCACACGAAGGAGAGGAACCAUCUCAAGAUAUCAGUUAUAUAAGGUGUUCUGCUAGCAGCUAAAAUCUUAAACCCAUAAGUGCCACUAGGAAGGAAACCCUGUAAAUACCUGCAUUGACCCAAGAAAUAUCUGCAGCAGUCCCCAGCAGACUGCUCUUUUGAGGAGGUGUACGUGCGGUUGAUGUUCCGAUUCGCGUCAGGUGUUUUGCACACACAAGUGUGUUCUGCACUUGACAUCGCACUUGGCAUCCCUCUGAGUGUCCGCCCAGGACAGACUGUCAGGGCCCACCAUGGACGUGUGUUGCCCGGGGUUCCAGCCCAAUGCCUCGGUAGUUGAAAUACUACACGAACAACCAUCGUCCCUGCCCAGCUCCCGAGUCAUCUCACUGGGCUUCACUUCCAGGCAACCCAGUCCUAACCCUGUUAGGACUCAUGACCUUCCUUCCCCUCGACUCAAGCAUAUUGGUGAAUGCGUUUGGGAUGGACAGCUCCCACUGAGAGGUGGUCUGGUAUUUCUGAGGUUACCACUUGAUCCAGCCCCUUCGUGUCUUUCCAUGUAGCCCAUUAUUUCUGAACCCACUUUCCUGUGUGUUCUCACAGUACCCACAAAUAUCACCCCUUCCUAGAUGGCAUUCGAUCUCAUUUUAGGUUUUAGGUGACUCAUAAUCUCCAUUCACUUGGCCUGUCAGAGAAGCCAUUGGCAGACUUACAUGCCCUCGAACUUUUUUUGAACUUUGUUUUUAGUUUUGUGGAUUCUGCUAUUCACUGUGUCUCUCUUAGACUUAUUUUCUAGUGGCUGCAUCACAUAUUUGUAACUUGAAUUUUUUUGGGAAUAAUUGAAUGUAAAUAACAGGAAAAAGCAAAGCAGAGUGAGGACUUCGUCCAUCCAGAACUGCCCUCACAGGUCCUGGUGAUGGGGGCACUCGUUGCUAGCUGGAGAGCCCUUGCGAGAAGCCAGGGUAGAAGGAGGCCCUGUCCCACUUGGUCUGUGUCCUGCAGCCCUGGGCAGUACGUGUAGGAGUCCUGGUUCGUCCCCAGGUGUGGCGUCCCAGGCCCUGUGUAGGCAUGAUUGUUGUCGUUCAUCGUUCUUUUCUUUCUUCAUUCAUUCGAGGAGUAUUUAUUGAACACCUGCUGUGUGCCAGGCACUGUCCUAGGUGCUGGGAACACCACUGAACGAGGAAGGCCAGGCCCUACCCUCAUGGAGUUUGCUUCUGGUGGAGGAGACAGAUGAUAAGCAAGUAAACCAUUACAUAAUGUAGUGUGAGGUAGUGAUUAAGUGCUAUGAAGAGAAUAAACUAGGGUGAUGAUUUAGAGUGGUGGGGCGGGGUGGGGGGCAACAUUAGCUAGUGGUCAGGGAAGGCCUUUCCGAGGGCAGCUUGGGAGUGGAGGCCAGGGGCUGGGACGCCCCAUGGGCGGGCCCGGAUGCUGCCGUGGGGCCCUGCCGGUGCGGUUGAGGGACAGCGAAGGCCAGGCACCGGACGUAGUGAGCGGGGAGGGGUGGGUGCUGAGUUGCUUGGUACCCUGACCUUUGUAGGCUUUUUUUUUUUUUUUUUUUUUUCUUUUUGCUAGAUUGAUAUUAAAAACUCAUGUGGAGGAACUCAAGGAAUGUUUAGAAGACCAAAAGUCCCCAAUGACAACACAAAGCAACCAAUUUUUAACUUUGUUUCUCUUCUCAUUCCUAUUUUCAUUGAUUUCCCACAUGUAGUCCUUUUGCUCAGGAAGUCUUUGGGGAAAUUAAGGAUCUUUGAAGCUCUGAAAUAGGUGAUCAGGUUAGUGUGUCUGUCAGCUGUCUAAGCGUUGGAAAACAAACUACUCAGAAUAGUCACGGAAAUGCCGAAACAAAGCUGGAUCUUCUCGCGGUGUUCGAACUGAUUUCUAAUGUUUGACUGGAACGGGCUUCUGACAGCAAAAACUUCCACACCUAAAGACGACUCGAAAGGUGCACAUCAUUUAGUGGGUGGGCCGUGAGCCUCGAGACGGGCUUUGGGGAGAUUGGCAGGGUCUGGAUUCCUGCAGGUGAUCGCUGGCAGGCCGUUGCUGAGUCACUUGACAGGCUUGCCCCCCCCCCCGCCCCGGGGAGGGCUGGCCUGAUUACUUGCUGAAGCCCCUUCCAGGCCUGAACUCCACAGCCGUGUACGGUGUCCUGCGGUGCCCUGCCACGCGUUGGUGUCACACUAGCGUGGCGCAGUAGAGAAAAGCCUAGACUUAGUUGCUAGAGAGCCAGUUGAAAUACCAUUGAUAGAAUUUUAGUUUUAGGAAAACCUGGUUUGAUUUCUAGCUUUAUUACUGUUAGAUAUGUGAGCUUGGGCAAAUCACUUGUUUUUGAGUCUAGUUUUCUCAGCAGAUGAGGACAUUAGGCUAAAGGAUUUCCGAGUUUCCAGCUAGUCCUAGAGUUCUAUAUUUCUACAUAGUUGAAUUAUUUUAUCAUGCUGUUGCUGGGGAAUAUGACUAACACUUUUGAAGCUACUAAUUUUAUGUCGAGCUUUAAAGUCCAUAAUUGUUAUCUUCAGAAAAUAUUAUUUGACCUACAGUAUGUCCAAAUCAAUUUAAUAAAAUCACUUUAUAACAGGG
This is a messenger RNA of Tupaia belangeri chinensis (Chinese tree shrew), 4165 nucleotides long. RefSeq names its product zinc finger protein 664 (gene ZNF664). The record is from RefSeq and is a predicted model, not a curated record. Gene Ontology annotation, cellular component: nucleoplasm. Lineage: Eukaryota; Metazoa; Chordata; Mammalia; Scandentia; Tupaiidae. Gene Ontology annotation, molecular function: DNA-binding transcription repressor activity, RNA polymerase II-specific; RNA polymerase II cis-regulatory region sequence-specific DNA binding. Gene Ontology annotation, biological process: regulation of immune system process; negative regulation of transcription by RNA polymerase II; regulation of cytokine production. The coding region runs from base 852 to 1637 and encodes 261 amino acids. The transcript is spliced from 4 exons.